Molecule: messenger RNA, 465 nt
Organism: Mastomys coucha (southern multimammate mouse)
Lineage: Eukaryota; Metazoa; Chordata; Mammalia; Rodentia; Muridae
Product: angiogenin-like
Exons: 2
Coding region: 1-465 (154 amino acids)
Biological process (GO): innate immune response; antimicrobial humoral immune response mediated by antimicrobial peptide; defense response to Gram-positive bacterium
Molecular function (GO): RNA nuclease activity; nucleic acid binding
Source: RefSeq, a predicted model, not a curated record
AUGGUAUUGAGCCCAGGCCUUUUGUUGUUGGUCUUCGUACUGGGUCUGGUUGUGACCCUUCCAACUCUGGCUCAGGAUGAUUCCAGGUACAAAAAAUUCCUGACUCAGCACUAUGACGCCAAGGCAAAGGGCCGGGAUGACAGAUACUAUGAAAGAACAAUGAAGGAAAGACAGCUAACCUCGCCCUGCAAAGAAGUCAACACCUUUAUUCAUGACACCAUGAACAACAUCAAGGCUAUCUGUGGAAGGGAUGGAAGCCCUUACAAUGAAGAUUUAAGAAUAAGCAAUGCUUCCUUCCAGGUCACCACUUGCACGCACCACGGAGGGUCUUCCCGACCUCCCUGCCGGUACCGAGCCUCCAAAGGGUCCAGACGUAUUGUUAUUGCAUGUGAGAAAGGCUUUCCCAUCCACUUGAAUGAGAAAAGUUAUCAAUCUGUAGUCAGCAGGCCCCUGGCACAAACCUAG